Menidia menidia (Atlantic silverside) is the source of this 1600-nucleotide messenger RNA. NCBI's taxonomy places the organism in Eukaryota, Metazoa, Chordata, Actinopteri, Atheriniformes, Atherinopsidae. The record is from the annotation of a GenBank genome assembly.
GAUGUUAACGUUGGUUACGGUUUACGCUUGUUUCUAUGGUUACGGCAGUAAAGAACCACAAACUCAGCUCAAUCUGACCGGAUGUAGUGUGUUGUUUCGUGUCGGGCAUUAUUAACAGUUGCACGUUCCUGCUUACGGAAACAUGGCGGCAGGGUACAUAUUAAAUCGCGAUAUGCUGACAUUAGGAAUUCAUUGUCAACGUGUUUGCAGAAGUAUUUCGCUUGCACAGGUUCGAGAGAAAAAACGAUGGAUGAAAGCGUACACUUACAUCAUGGCUAAGAAGUUAAAGCUCGAAGGACCUCCACCACCGAAGCCACGGUGGCAGCAGCCUAACUGGGAUUACCAUGCAGAGGUUCAAGCUUUCAGUUGUCGCCUCCAAGAAAGCUUCUCCCUGGAACUUCUGAAAACAGCCUUCGUCAAUCCCUGUUACCUGCAAAUGGAACAGAUGAGGAGAAAAGAGCUGGGUGUGGAAUCUGAGACAGUGUCUUUAGCUCUAAAGGAUAAUAUUCAGCUGAGUCAAAAGGGAACCGAUUUCACCAAAAGAUUCCUGACUGACUGGUGCAGGGCAAGCUUCCCAAGCCUGCCGGAAAACGGCGUGGAGAGUAUUGUGGGCUAUCUGUCUAGUCCCAAUGUUGUGGCUUACACAGCCACAAAUCUCGGCAUUGAAGACCUAACCAUGAGUGCGGAGUUCCCAGUUCCUGACGACGUGCUCCAUUUGACUUUCAUGGCAGUGAUUGGUGCUCUUCUGGAAAGUAGUGGAUCAGAGCGAACUGGAAUAUUUCUUCGGGAUUUUCUGCUGUCUCACCUAAUUGGAAAGGACCUGUUUGAUUUAUGGACUGUGGUCAACCCCAUGGGACUCCUGGUGGAGGAGCUAGCCAGAAGGAACAUGUCUCCACCAGAACCUCGACUCAUCAGAUCUGCUGGAGCCAGUACUGUCCUGCCACUAUACUUUGUUGGCUUGUACAGUGACAAGAAGCUCCUGGCUGACGGUCCUGGAGAGACGCUUAUCGUAGCCGAGGAAGAAGCAGCCCGCAAGGCACUGCGCAAACUCUAUGGCUACACUGAGAACCGCAGGCCCUUGGACUUCUCUCCACAGCUUCAGCCACAGCAAGCGUUGCUUCAUUCUGUCAGUAGUAAUUAAGAAAAAAAUAAGCAGCUCUAAUGGCGUAUGAAAUAAAACGAUGGGUCCAGUUGGACAGGAUUUUCAUUUACUAAGUAUAGAGGUUCUACAUGUUAGAAUUGGAUUUAAGUCCAGUCUUGGACUUAUCAGGUCUGCGUUUGCUGGCUUUUGAAAUGUAAAAUUUCUCUGAAUGAGGGGAGCAGGGAAGCUUUUAUGUUCAGUAAGAUGUGUGACAAUGUUAUAGGAUUUUGGUUUUCACUGCAUUAAACAGACCAAACAUGUUAGGGUAAAUUAGCUAAUGUAUUAAACAAUUAAGUUUAUUAGCUAUGAAUUCAUUUUGAUUGAUAAAUUAUGAACAGCCCAUCACCAAAAACUCUGCUAGUCAGUUAUCCUCCCUGUAAAUAAUACAGUUGCCAUUUGGUUUCUUUUGUAUUCUGUUAUUCAUGUCAAUAAUAUGAAUAAAUAAUGAAUAUUUAUACA